AUGAUGUCAUAAUUGACAUGUUCUGAGGAACUGCCCUCUGAGCCUGUCCUGUUGCCUAAGGGACUGAGACAGACUCAGAAUGAGCAUGAUGGCAUUGAAGAAGUAAGCUAAGAUAGGAAGAGAGUGAGAUUUAGACUAGGAGCUCCUAACAACCCGGUCGAGCCUAGCUGCUCGGGGGAGGAUGUUGAAUUGAAAUUAUAUCUCAAAGCUUCCUUCAAAAGAUAAUCAAAAUUGAGUGAAUUUUAUGGUAAAAACUCUUAGGCUUCGUGA
Messenger RNA from Paramecium octaurelia, 270 nucleotides. Lineage: Eukaryota; Ciliophora; Oligohymenophorea; Peniculida; Parameciidae. The record is from the annotation of a GenBank genome assembly.